GUAAACUUUCACUUAAAGCACAAUAAAAGAAAAAAGAUGUGAAAAAAAAUCCAAAUCAUAAGAAAAAAAAAGAGUAAAUGAAAAUUAAAAACAAAUGCUUUAAAGACUUGGUAAUAACAUAGGAAAUUAUUAUUAUGACAUUAGGUGGAAGGAAGUAGGAUACAAAAUUAUUUACACAGCAUUAUCCCAGAUAUUUAAAAAAGAAGUAUAGAAAUAUACUAAAAUAUUAACAAUGCCUCUUUCUUCUAGGCAGUGGGACUAUAGCAUAAUAAUUUUAUUAUUUUUAAUUUGUGUAUAUUCAAAAUAUCCCAUAAUAAAACAGUUGUAUAGUGAAUAAGUGGAUGUAUUUUGAAAGUGUUGCUAGUAAAAUUAAUUUCUAUGAUUUAAAUGUUUUCCCAUCGUUCUAAAAUUAUACAGUAUCUCUUUUAUCUCCAGGUGGAAUGUCAGACAUCUGGAAGAGCUUUUUCCCUCCUCAUACUGCUAGUCUUCAGCAAGAUAAUCCCUCUUAACCCUGAUAAUCCCUAUUAACCCUCCAUGCCUUUUUCAUCAAGUCCAAAGAAGGUAUACUUUCAUUUUCUCAAAGAAAAGGCAAAAGGUUUAGCCAGUGGCAUUUACCAUCAUGGAGACCAAGUGCCAUAACACCCCCCAGGACAGACGCCCGCCCUCCAGCUGUGGGAGGGCUGCAGAGGAACAGAAUCAUCAGCUGAUUGAAGCUACUGAAAGAGGAGAUGUGGAGAAGGUCCAGCAGUUGCUGGAAAGAGGGGCUGAUGUCAAUUUCCAGUGGAAAGGGGGCUGGACGCCCUUGCAUAACGCAGUGCAACAUUGCAGGGAGGACAUUGUACAUAUUCUGCUUCAUCACGGUGCCGACCCUUGUAUGAGGAAGCACAAUGGGGCCACUCCCUUCAUCCUCGCUGGGAUUGUGGGAGAUGUGAAUUUGCUACAACUUUUCCUUUCCAAAGGAUCAGAAGUCAAUGAGUAUGAUUCAAAUGGCUUCACAGCUUUCAUGGAAGCCGCGGCCUAUGGUAGAGUAGACGCCUUAAGAUUCCUGCAUGAGAAAGGAGCAGAUGUGAAUUUGAGGCGAAAGACAAAGGAGGAUCAAAAGAAGCUUGGGAAAGGAGGGGCCACAGCUCUCAUAGAUGCUGCGGAAAAAGGCCACCAAAACGUCUUGACAAUCCUACUUGAUGAGAUGGGGGCAGAUGUUAAUGCCCGUGAUAAUAUGGGCAGAAACGCCUUGAUCCAUGUGCUUCAGAGCUGUCGCGAUGGGAAGGUGAAGGCCGUUACUGCUGAGACCAUCACUCGCCUUCUGCUGGACCGCGGAGCAGAUGUCAAAGUGAGAGGAGAAGGAAAGAAAACACCUCUGAUCUUGGCGGUGGAAGCGAAGGAGUUGGGUUUGGUGCAGAUGCUUCUGGAACAAAAACAUAUAGAAAUUAAUGACACAGACAGCGAGGGCAACACAGCACUACUGUUUGCAGUCAAACUGGGACUGAUGGAAAUUGUCUGUUUGCUGCACCACCACGGAGCCAGCCUGGAUUGUGGGGAUCUUGUUAUGAUAGCGAAGCGGGAUUACAAUUAUCCCCUUGUACAGUUUCUUCUCAGAGAAGGAGCCAGAGAAGAUUUUCACCCUCCUGCUGAGGACUGGGAGCCUCAGAGUUCACGUUGGAGGGUGGCCCUGAAACAUCUCCAUGGGAUGUACCGCCCUAUGAUUGGCAAACUCAAGAUCUUUAUUGUUGAAGAAUAUAAAAUUGCUGACACUUCUGAAGGGGGCGUCUACCUGGGACUCUACAAUGGGCAAGAGGCAGCUGUGAAGCGAUUCUGCAAAGACAGCAAACAGGCACAGAACGAACUCUCCUGUCUGGCACUCAGCCGAGGGAGCAAUUGCUUGGUGACGUUCUAUGAGACCGAGAGCCUAAAGGACUGUUUGUAUGUGUGCCUUGCCCUCUGUGAACGAACCCUGCAGGAGCACUUUGACAUGCACAGAGGGGAAAAAGCUGCGGAAAAAGAAGAAGGUGAAAAGGAGGAAGAUGAGUUUGCCCAGAAUGCUCUGUUAUCUAUAUUUAAGGCUCUUCAAGAACUACACCAGAAUGGUUACACUCACCAGGAUCUGCACCCACAAAACAUCUUAAUAGAUUCUAAGAAUGCUGUUCGCCUGGCAGAUUUUGAUAAAAGCAUCAAGUGGACUGGAGAUCCACAGAAAAUCAAGACAGAUCUACAGGCCCUUGGACGGCUGGUCCUAUAUGUGGUAGAGAAGGGAGGCAUCCCUUUUGGGGAGCUGGAGGAUCAAAGGGAUGAAAAUGUGGUUCAACGUUCUCCAGAUGAAGAAUCUAGGGAUCUCAUUUAUCGCCUGUUUUGCCUUGGGCAAAACUUGCAGAGAUCACUGAGUAACUUGCUGGGUCACCCCUUCUUUUGGAGUUGGGAGAGCCGCUAUAGGACCCUUCGGAAUGUGGGAAAUGAAUCCGACAUCAAAAAACGAAAAACUAAUAGUGACAUCCUCCAAAUACUGCAACCAAGGCCACCUAAACAUUCCACAAGUUUUGCCGAGUGGACUACUAAGAUCGACAAAUCUGUUAUGAGUAAAAUGAACAUGCACUAUAGAAAAACACGCAAUUUCUAUCGGAACACUGUGGGUGAUCUGCUAAAGUUCAUCCGGAAUCUAGGAGAGCAUAUUAAUGAAGAAAAGAAUAAAGAUAUGAAGUUGAAAAUUGGAGAUCCUGCCUGGUAUUUUCAGAAGACGUUUCCGGAUCUGGUGGUCUAUGUCUAUACAAAACUACAGGACACAGAAUACAAUAAACAUUUUCCCAAAACCCAGGAUCCUCACAACCCUCAAUGUCAUGGAGGUGGCAAUGUCAAGCAGGCUAGGGGCCCUGAGUGCUGACUGAGCCUUUCCCAGGUUCAUGGACGAGGAACUUAUCAGCUGUGUAAUCCUUGGCAAGCCACAAUUCUCUGGGCCUCUGCUAUCUAGCCAGGUUGAUGCUUGUGAGGCGUGGGAUGGAUAGCUCAUUGUCAGUUCCUGGCAUCUGGCAUUCCACACAUGUUCAUAACAAAAACAGUUUAUACCCAAACCACCCUAGUCAACUUCAGCGGAAAAGCUUAGGAGUGAGUGCCUAGGCCCUUUGUGUUGUAGGUUUUACAUAAAUUAACUCAUGUAAUUUUCCCAACUGCCCUGCAAGAUAGGGUUUAGUAUCCCCAUUGAAGAACUGAGGAAACUGAGAUUCAGAGAGUUUCAGCUACUUCACCAAGAUCAUACAACAUUUACAGAGCACUGGAUAAACGGUUGUGGUGCUAUUGUUGUGGUGCACCUAUGAACUAAAAUACCAGUCCAGAGCUCUUCUGGAUGAUAUCCAAAAGAAAUUUGUCAAGGUGCUCUCUACAGAGCUCAUUCAUUCAUUCAUUCACUCAAUAUUUAUUGAGCACCUAGUCCAAUUAUCUGAAACUAAUUGUAUGUAUUUCAUUCCUUCUAGAACCACUCACGCUGGUUUUCUAUGACCUUCGGCAAUAGUUUCAACUGGGGGCAAUUUUGCCCCCCAGAGCCAUUGACAAUGUCUGGAGACAUGUUUGGUUGUCACAGCUGGGGCAGGGAUGCUACUGGAAUCUUGUGAGUAGAGGCUGGGAUGCUGUUAAACAUUAUAUGAUGCACACAACAGCUUCCUGUGACAACAAAUUAUCUGGCCCCAAAUGUUAGUAGAAUGGAGGUUGGAAAAUUCUUCCUUAAGAGGCUGGGCAGCUUUUGAACUUGCAGGAGCCUAGCACCAUAGAGUGUGUGGACCACUGCCAGAAUGAUUAGGGUUUGAUUUGCUGUUGGAUCUGUACUGAGACAGUUCCAGUGUUACCCCCUCAGAAGUCUUCCGGCCACCCUCACUGCCCAACCCCAGUCUGAGUGCUCCUCCUAGCUCCCUGGCACCCAGAGCCACAGCAAAGUCUGUAUCUCUCCACCUUGUAGUUCUGUUGUCCCCACUGGCAUCUAACCUCCUUAGGGCCAAUGACUACCUUUUUUUUGAGUUUGUAUCUUCACCACCUAGUAAAGUGUCUGUCACAUGAUAAUGCUCAGUAAUGUUCACUGAAUAAUGAAUGAAUCAUCUUUGUACAUAAAUGAUAACAUGCCUUACAUUUUUAUGGUGUUCUGUAUUUUAUAAAUUAGAUCAGCGUAUUUUAUCUCUUUUGUUUUUGGAAGAAUCCUGUAAGGUAACUGUUGUUAUCUUCACUUUGCAGAUGAGGAAACUAAGGUUAGAAACAUGUUGAAUUAUUCUAUGGUAUAUAGCUAGGAAGUGCCAUUGUCUUGAUUUGAACCAAUUUUUUGGCGCAAAGUCUGAUGUUCUUUCCACUUGUCCUCGUGGUGGUUGUGAAGAUGGAGCUUUAUAACAGAGAAGCUGGUAAUACACUGUAUCUUAGGUUCUUUCUGAAAAGGAGGUGGUCCAUUAAUGGAUAAAUGGGUGUCACUGAAUGAAAACAAGAAGUUCUGGAGGAAACAAACUUCAAGCUUUUCUCAAAGAUUUUAUGAGCCACAAAAUUGCUUUAGGCUUUAAAAUUAAGUUUUGGUUUUUUGAUUUGUACUGAGUACCUGGCUAUGUAAUCAAAAUGCCCAUUUGUGAAGUUUAUUCAAUAAAACUUUGAAUCAUCUUAUUAAACUUGAUUUUCUUUGAAUGAAAUUUCCACUUUACAGAGUAGUGAUAUCUUGGAUAAGUUUUAAGAAAGGGCAUCCUGCUCUUUAAUAAUGGGAAACAGAGCAGAUUUUCAGCGUCACAGUUAUUCUGGGACUAUGUGGCCCUGGGUGUCCUUGCAAAGAGAGAAGGAAGGGACUGAUGAUUUUACCUUCUGCAUUCACUCUCUAAGGGUCUUUUUUGACACAGGAAAUCUUUCUCACUCAGUUAUCAUUACCACAAACAUAGUUACACAGACAAGAGGGGAAUAAUCUUCAAGACUAUACUAUAAUCUGAACACUAAUGAUACGUUAAGUUUUACUUACGUAUUAUUACUUCAUUAAAUAGAUUUUGCUAGUUAAAAAAAAAUUAAUAAAAGUAAUAAAGCAACCACCUGUGGAGACUCUACACUGUCCCAGUGCCUAAUGCUUGUACAUAUGACAUCUACCAAUAUCCAUGACAAUUCUGUAAGAGGCAACCGAAACUAGAAAGGCUUGGUAAACUGCCCAAGUUCAUACAGGUGGUAAGUGGAGGAGCCAAGAUGAAAACUCAGGUCUGCAAGUCAAAGGGUGUGCAGUCUUUCUGGAGUGCCACAGACGGCAGUUCAGGCAGGCUGGACUGGUCACCGUGUGCAUGGGCAUCAGGGUCUUCAUCCAUUCCUCUCCAGUGCAACCUAGAAGGUCAAGGUUACUGAUGACCUUCAUAGUGCCAAAUCCAAUGGUUACUUCUCCGUCUUAAUCAACCUCACAGCAACAUUUGGUUCAGCUGACUAUUCUUUUGCUCUUGAAAUACUGUCUUCUUUGGUUUCCUCAACAACACACUAACAUGGUUUUCCUCCUCACUGGUUGCUCCUCCUCAGUAUUUUUUGCUGGCUGCUUCUGUGCUGGAGCCCUGGUAGCACAGAGGUUAAGAGCUUGGCUGCUAACCAAAAGGUUAGCGGUUUAAAUCCACCAGUUGCUUCU
Messenger RNA from Trichechus manatus latirostris (Florida manatee), 5596 nucleotides. It is a transcript of the gene RNASEL, whose product is annotated as ribonuclease L. Bases 620 to 2872 code for a protein of 750 amino acids. The transcript has 6 exons. Gene Ontology annotation, molecular function: RNA nuclease activity; RNA binding; ATP binding. The record is from RefSeq and is a predicted model, not a curated record. NCBI's taxonomy places the organism in Eukaryota, Metazoa, Chordata, Mammalia, Sirenia, Trichechidae. Gene Ontology annotation, biological process: protein phosphorylation; defense response to virus; mRNA processing.